GGCAGCUGGAACCACAGCCCUUCAUCCUGCUGACUGGCAGGACUGACUGGCAGGACUGAGCCUGAUCAGGGAAAGAGCCCUGGCUUGAAAUUGCAGCCAAGCUGUGAAAAAACAAGUCGCAAUGGAAAUGUCUUCGCUAGAAACAUCCUUGUCUUCUGACUGGGAGGCUUCAGCUUGGUGGGAGGCUUCAGCUUUUAACAACCAUCCAGGAGGUGAUAUGGGAGCACCUUCAGGUGCUGGCACAAGACCUCUCACAGGAGAAAAUGACCUUCAAGUUUUGCCUGAUAAAUCCUGGAUCCCCAUCAUGCAAUCUUGUUUAUCAGAUCUCUGCUAAAACCAACCCUUCUUCAGCCCGCUCUUUCCUCAUGAAGCUCUGGAAGACAGUUGGAAGCCAUCAUUUCAAAUCAGUCUCGUGGGCUGAUGAUGGAAACUGCAUUGUUAUUGCAGAAAACCUCUUCAGAAAGGAAGUGCUGGGAAGGAGUGGACCUCGGAAGAUUUUUGAAACCAAGUCCAUGAGAGGCUUCAUUCUCCAACUUAAUCUCCAUGGCUUCUGCAAAAUGGAGGGGGAUUCUCUCAUAACCACCUCCAUUGAGGAGCUGCAAGAGUUAGCAGAAGCAGGGUCUGGCCUGGAAUUCUCAAAGCAGAAUUUCAGAAGAGCAGAAAUUAUGCGUAAAGAGAUUUUGCUGUUCUUCUACUACAACCCCUUUUUUAAGAGAGACUACCCCAACCUCUUAAAGAUGUUUACAGAAAGUGCUGGCAAAAGAGAGAGAGCCCCCGUUGCAUCUUCUCUGGGCCCCAGGAUGAGGGGAAACUGCAAAUGAAAACAACAACCUGGUGCUCAGUCAGUGGAAGGUGCCGCAGAGACGGAGAGCAGCACCCAGACAUCUGCAGCUACCAGUUCCACACCAGGCCUAUGCCAGUGGCAACGAAAAGAAGAAUUCUUGGUACUCACAGAUGUGAAUUCUCAAGAAAAUACACAGAAGUGACAACAACAACAAAAAAUAACUGGUUUUGGAUUAAUUAAAGCAUUUG
This is a messenger RNA of Pezoporus occidentalis (night parrot), 1032 nucleotides long. Its product is annotated as heat shock transcription factor, Y-linked-like. Gene Ontology annotation, molecular function: sequence-specific DNA binding; DNA-binding transcription factor activity. Gene Ontology annotation, biological process: regulation of DNA-templated transcription. NCBI's taxonomy places the organism in Eukaryota, Metazoa, Chordata, Aves, Psittaciformes, Psittacidae. The record is from RefSeq and is a predicted model, not a curated record.